AUGAAGUUCUUCACAACCGUGGCAGUUCUUGCUGCCUCUGUGGCUGCUGCCCCCUUUGACAUUGCAGCUCGCCAGGAGAGCAGCUCCUUGCCGCCGCCUCCCGACUUUUCUGGAGUUCCUUCGGGACCUCCUCCCUCGGGACCUGCUCCUACGGGACCGCCUUCCUCUGGCUUCGACCUUCCUCCCGCUCCCAGUGCGGCAGCAAAGAUGGCUCGUCAAGAGAGCGACUUUCCUCCCCCUCCCAGCGGCAUUCCCAGUGGACCUCCCCCAGACUUCUCGGGAGUUCCUACUGGCCCGCCUCCUUCAGACUUCCCUGCUCCUACGGCUGCUGCCAAGCUUGCACGCCAGGACGCUUCGGAUCUCCCACCUCCCCCCAGUGGCGUUCCCAGCGGUCCUCCACCCUCUGGUCCCCCGCCAUCUGGACCACCUCCAUCUGAUGCUCCUCCGGUAUUCCUAGCGGCCCUGCUCCUUCCUGGUCCUCCACCCUCUGGACCUCCUCCUUCUGACGCUCCUCGUCCUACCGCUGCUGCUGCCAAGCGUCAAGAGGAGGGUUCUGCUCCUCCUCCGCCUCCCAGCGGUGUUCCUAGCGGUCCCCCGCCCUCGGGCCCCGCGCCGACCGGCCCUCCCCCCUCGGAUGCUCCUCGCCCUACCGCCGCAGCCAAGCGUCAGGAGGAAGGCUCCGGUCUGCCCCCGCCUCCUAGCGGUGCUCCUAGCGGCCCUGCCCCCUCGGGUACCCCCCCUCCUCUGCCCAGCGGCGUCUCUGCUCCCCCGCCUCCUCCUAGCGGUUCGGCCGGUGCUGCUCAGCCCCCGUCUCCCUCUCUAAAGGUCCGCCAGGACGGUGAUGCUCCCCAGCCCACUGGCCCGCCGCCUUCCGGUGUCCCCUCUGGCAUCCCUCCCUCGGGUGUCCCCUCGGGCGUUCCCCCGCCUCCUCCCAGCGGCUCCGCUCAGCCUCCUUCCCCGACUCUGAAGGUUCGCCAGGAUAACGCCGCUCCUACCGGCCCGCCUCCCUCUGGCGUUCCCUCGGGUAUCCCUCCCUCUGGCACCCCUCCUCCUCUGCCUAGCGGUGCCUCUGCUCCCCCGCCUCCUCCCAGCGGUUCGGCCUUGCCUCCUUCGCAGACUCUCAAGGUCAAGGUUCGCCAGGACAGCGACGCUCCUCGUCCCACCGGACCUCCUCCUUCUGGUGUUCCUUCCGGCGUCCCCUCGGGCGUCCCUCCGCCCCCUCCUAGCGGCAGCGCCCCUGCCGGCCCUGCUCCCAGCAACUAA
Pestalotiopsis fici W106-1 is the source of this 1263-nucleotide messenger RNA. RefSeq lists its product as uncharacterized. The transcript has 3 exons. Lineage: Eukaryota; Fungi; Ascomycota; Sordariomycetes; Amphisphaeriales; Sporocadaceae. The record is from RefSeq and is a predicted model, not a curated record. Bases 1 to 1263 code for a protein of 420 amino acids.